AUGGAAAUAAAAGCAAGAACUAAGCCUGCUAAGUUGAGCGGAUCGUUGGAGAAAACAGCAAUUGGUAACAGACGAGCAAGAGCAUUAGUGGAAAUGGAAACAGGAAGUAGAUAUAGCAAAUCAAAAGAAUCGACGGAGGAAAGUAAGCCAACUAAGUUGAGCGGAUCACUGGAGGAAACCGCAAUUGGUGGUAGAAAAACAAGAGGAUCACUGGAAAUGGAAGCAGGAAGAUACAGCAGAUCAAAAGAAUCAACGGAGGAAACGGAAAAUGGAGUCAGCAAAUCAAAAAGUGGAGCCAGUAGAUCUAGGGAAUCAGAAGCGGAAAAUAGACUUUUGUCGGGAGAGUCACUGAAGAAAAUGGCGACUGGUCCUGGAAAACCAAAGGAACUGCAAAAACAAAUGGGAAGUGAAGCCAGUAAAUCAAGAAGUGUCAGUAGAUCUAGGGAGUCAAUGGAAAUGGAAGUGGGAAAUAGACUUAUGUCGAGAGAAUCAUUAAAGAAAUAUGCGACUGGUCCUGGAAAACCGAAGGAAUUUGUGAGAGAAGCAGAUGCAGCACGUAUUGGCAGGAUGACCAGUUGGGAUAUAUAA
Molecule: messenger RNA, 588 nt
Organism: Cylicostephanus goldi
Lineage: Eukaryota; Metazoa; Nematoda; Chromadorea; Rhabditida; Strongylidae
Source: the annotation of a GenBank genome assembly